Molecule: messenger RNA, 1011 nt
Organism: Boeremia exigua
Lineage: Eukaryota; Fungi; Ascomycota; Dothideomycetes; Pleosporales; Didymellaceae
Product: imidazoleglycerol-phosphate dehydratase-like protein
Exons: 1
Coding region: 121-825 (234 amino acids)
Biological process (GO): L-histidine biosynthetic process
Molecular function (GO): imidazoleglycerol-phosphate dehydratase activity
Source: RefSeq, a predicted model, not a curated record
GUGGGGUACGCCUCUCAUCUUCACUUUUCUCUUACCUGCACUUCUGCAAUUGGAAGCACAACACCACUGUAAUCCUUAGUACACCAUUGCAUCCAGAAUUGAACUCCUUAUACCGCCACAAUGCCGCGCACCGCAUCUCUCAACCGCGAUACCAAUGAGACCAAAAUUCAAGUCUCAAUCAACCUCGACGGCGGCGAACUGCAAGCCUACGAGCACUCCGACUUUUGGGCCGCACUGGACAAGAAGAACUUGAACGGCGAAGGCGAAAAGAUUGACAAGGAUCACGCGACACAAAAGUCCACUUCACAGGAGAUCUCCGUCGACACAGGCAUUGGUUUCCUCGACCACAUGAUCCACGCGCUCGCCAAACACGCUGGAUGGUCGCUGAGCAUCAGAGUCAAGGGAGACCUGCACAUCGAUGACCACCACACCUCUGAGGAUGCGUUUCUCGCGCUCGGUACGGCGUUCAAGGAUGCGCUGCAGGGCUCCACUGGUCUCGCACGCUUCGGACACGCAUACGCGCCUCUUGACGAGGCCCUCUCGCGAGCUGUCAUUGAUUUGAGCAACCGUCCAUACUGCGUCACGGAUCUAGGGCUGAAGCGGGAGAAACUUGGCGACUUGAGCUGCGAGAUGAUCCCCCACUGCCUACAAAGCUUUGCGCAGGCAAGCGGGACAACACUACAUGUCGAUUGCCUGAGGGGAGACAACGACCACCACAGGGCUGAGAGUGCGUUCAAGGCGCUGGCUGUGGCUAUCAGGCAUGCGACGACAGUGGUGAAGCAGUGGGAAGGUGAGGUCAGGAGUACGAAGGGUGUACUUUAUUAGGUGCACGAGGAUCAACGAUACGAACGAUAUAUACAUGAAAUGAUCUAGACGAAUACACAGUGUUGUGUAGUUCACACCUCGUCCGGUUUGAUCAUAUAUUUACAAGGAGACUGCCGAUACAUUCAUGCAUCCACUGACGGGGUAUAUCCAACAAAUAUAGGUGCAUCGCCUGGAACGGAUUCGCAG